AUGGCCUCCCUAGACCUAAGCAAGCUCACCGCCUUCCUGGCAAACGGAUCGAGCCCCAGGGAACCAACGGCAAUUGACAUCCACUACCUUAAAGGAUUCAAAUGGAACACGAUUGUAAGCUAUAAUGCCGCGGUGAAGAAAUUCAUGAAGCACAGAACGGAAACAAACAGGCUACCUUUUGUGUUACCCGCCUCAGCGGACGACAUAUACCAAUUUUUCUUUUGGGCCGGAAGGAACGAAGAGCAACAGACCACGCAAGAGAUAAAAGCGACCACAGUAGAAAAGUACCUAUACGGUAUCCAGGCGUGGCAUGAGUACCAUUCGCAGCCGUACCCCAAAGAGUCCAAAUCGAAAGUGUCAACGUUACUCAAAUCCUCAGCGAAGAUAGACGCGCAAGUACCGGACAAGCCCAAGAAAGCGGCAGUGCAGAUCCGACAUCUGAUAUUCCUCAACAAACACCUAGAAGGGAAAGGGCCGCAAGCAGAAGCCAUCCGUGAUCUGGCACUGACGGCGUUCUGGGGAAUGGCUAGACUGGCAGAACUAACCUACCCAACGGAAUCGGGCCAAAUUUCAAAGGCAAGGUCCUUGUUGACCUCGGACAUACAAUUUGAACACUCAAGCCAAGGCGAAGUGGCAACCCUGGUCUUAAGAAACGCAAAAACCUGCGCGCCAGGAGAAACACAGACCAUCCAGCUUCGGAGCCUCAAUAACCCCCUCUGCCCAGUGAGGGCCAUACGCCGCAGACUGGACGAGUGCCUCCAAAAAGAAACCUCGCUCUUCGGGUUCUACAUGGAGGGGAAAAGGUACCACCUCACCCGUAACAUGGUCGUAACGGCGGUCCGAGACGCCUGGAAGGAAGGGAAAUUCCAGGGAUUGUCAGGACACUCAUUUAGAGUGGGUGGAGCUUCUCUCAGAUUUGCGAUGGGGGUCCCGACCGAGGAGAUAUGCCAGCUGGGACGCUGGGUAUCAGAUUGCUAUAAACUCUACAUUCGACAAUAUUCCGCGGCCGAGAAAGCAGAGGCGAAGAAGAUGUUACGCCAGAUUUGA
Molecule: messenger RNA, 1047 nt
Organism: Puccinia graminis f. sp. tritici CRL 75-36-700-3
Lineage: Eukaryota; Fungi; Basidiomycota; Pucciniomycetes; Pucciniales; Pucciniaceae
Exons: 1
Coding region: 1-1047 (348 amino acids)
Biological process (GO): DNA integration; DNA recombination
Molecular function (GO): DNA binding
Source: RefSeq, a predicted model, not a curated record